UCUACACUCAAGCUUUGUGUCAAAGUCAAACAGGAAAGAUUUGGGGUAGCUCGAACCGAACUGAGGAAUGAUAGUGCGUGUUCGAGCACAAAACUAUUGCGAGCGUAGUUUGGGAGGUUGUUGUGCCGUUUCCGUUUCAGCGCGGCUAAAUUCCCGGUUUCCUAAAAAAAUAGGUCUAGCGCACAUAAGUUCCAUAAGUUUUGGUCGUUAAUGAUCGGACGGGCGAACACCGCGGUUGAAUUCGAUUCGAUUUAGUUUGCAUUUGGGCAAGUUGAGUGAAUCUUGGUGAUCUUUCUGAAUUUCUCGCGCGGAGAAAUAGUCUCGUCUCAAGGACUGCAUUAAAAUGUCGGCGAUUUGAAUGGCGAAAGUGUUUCAUUGAUCGGCGAAUGCCAGUUGUUCGAAAUGCCUGCGGGGGGUCGAAAUUGAUAGUCAAACUAAGAGGCAAUGUUUUGGGACCUUUCCUGGGUACAGAAUCCGAGAACUAACUGAAUGGACAAGAAGUGCAGCGACACUGACCGCAACGUCCGCCCGGUUGGAUCGUUUUCCGCGACGGGAUCUACUUACUUUGUCCGUCUUUUCGCGAGUUGCAUGUUGUUAUUCAUGGCAGCUGUCUGACGGAAAUUCCCCACGAUUUUGACGCUGUCUGAAGGGUUUCGUGCGAGGACUCGGCCGUUCUUGUUUAUUUUCUAGCAGCAAUUGCAGGUGCUGCCUUCGACCUGGAAGUAUAUUCUGAAAGGCAAACGUUGUAUUUCUCCAGGCCAGAAUUGACGUGCGGGCUUUGUACUAUAUUUUCGCGGUUUAUUUUCUGUGCGACGGAAAGGCGCCUUGUCCCUUCGAAUUGUUGUGCAGUUUGUGAAAGUGUAUAUUUUGAAGGUCUCCUAUUUUGGGAAAAUUUUGGUGCAGUGGAGAAAAGAGAAAUCGUCAACAGCCUUGGCGGCCACAUUAUAAGGAGCAAGUUGCAAAGUGAAAAAUAUUUACAAAUUUUUCUGAUUAGACGGUGCGCGGCAAUUCUGCGCGAAAAGUAUCGUUUCCGUACUCGUUCCUAAUUUCGUACUUGUGCGAGCACUCUUCAGGGGAUUUCCGAACGUGACAUUUGUUUCUUCAAGGAUCCAUUUAUCGCCGAAGGCCGGGAGUUGAUUGAAGCCGAAUUUCCAAUUUGGAUUAGUUUCUAGGAUUACCAAACGGUACUAGAUCUCAAAAACCAUAAUAAAUUGGAUGCGCUAUCCUGUUGGAUCCUCAAUAAAUGAAUAUUGAGGAAGAACCAAUACACGGCACUUAUGAGAUCUCUUUAGUUAAUACGAUUUAAACAAGAUUUUCGACAGAAUACGAGAGUUGAUAAAAUGGAACAUCGAUUUUCCAAGCAAUAUCAAUAGCCAAAGUCUUUUGCGCGAAUUAGGUCUGCCGAAACGAUUUUUUACACAAUUGGGAGCUCUAGUAUAUAAAGAUAUAAAGGUGGCCGGGGACCGGUGUUAAGAUCUAGCGACCGUCGCCGCCCACAGAGCAUUUCAUCCACGUCACCGUUAUCACCACGUGUGGUGCUAUCCCGUUUGGAGCCUCGAGAUUUUGAACGUCUUCGUCUUUCGUACAAAGUAACGAUAUUGGACCAAAGACGAACGCGCAGCAGCCGUGGCAUGAACAUGGGACAAAAAAAUAGCGGCGGAGUUAAAUCAGUCAGCCGAGAUGCUCCGGCUCCAUUCAAACCAGUCAUCCCCCGUGAAUUGGCUGCCGACUUCACAAGGCCGGCCCGCCUAGAAAUCCUUCUGGAUAUGCCGCCUGUGUCUCGCGAUGUACAAGUGAAGUACUCAUGGAAUUCAGAAGACAGAUCGCUCAAUAUAUUCGUGAAAGAAGAUGACAAACUCACAUUUCAUAGACAUCCUGUUGCACAAAGCACCGAUUGUAUACGAGGUAAAUUCGGCUUCACCAAAGGGCUGCACGUGUGGGAAGUUUACUGGCCCACGCGACAAAGGGGGACACAUGCUGUCGUGGGAGUAGCUACAAUAGAAGCACCUCUUCAUUCCGUAGGUUAUCAAAGUCUAGUUGGUUCAACAGAUCAAAGUUGGGGAUGGGAUCUGGGAAGGAAUAAAUUGUAUCAUGAUUCAAAGAACUGUGCUGGAGUCACGUACCCUGCUAUUCUGAAACAGGAUGAAGCAUUUCUGGUGCCCGACAAAUUCCUGGUCGCUCUCGAUAUGGACGAGGGCACUCUUAGUUUUAUAGUAGAUGGCCAGUAUUUGGGAGUAGCGUUUCGAGGACUGAAAGGAAAGAAACUGUAUCCGAUUGUUUCGGCUGUAUGGGGUCACUGCGAGAUAACGAUGAAAUAUAUUGGAGGUCUUGACCCUGAACCCCUACCACUUAUGGAUCUCUGCCGGCGUGUUAUACGUCAAAAAAUAGGACGACAUCGAUUAGAAGAUCGUAUCCAAGACUUACAUCUGCCUCAUUCAAUGAAAACAUAUUUACUUUAUAGAGAUCGUAGAUAAUAAUAUCUCAAUUAGCAACCUAAGGAACAUUUCUCAAUCUUCCAUUUAUAUAAAUAUGAAGUAAAGUAAUUGUAACGAUAGAAACGAUUCAACCAUGCGUCGUUGAAAUAUGCAAACUAUCUAUAGAUACAAAUGACAGAUUUUAUUCCAACUCAAUAACUAAAAUUGGAGAAUCACUGGAUAAAGCUUUACGGGGAAAAUUAAUCUCAUUUCUCGAAGGCUUUCUAAUGUCCGGCGAUCGUUCAAUUCAUCUCGAUAAACGCAAGAAUCUCAUUAACCUCUCGGCAAAGAUAGAACUCGAUAAAUUUGACGAAUGGAUUUAACCAAUACCAGUUCUCGAAUGUAACUUGUAAAAAUAGAAAAGAAACAGAACAUACAGUACGUGACAAUUUUCGACAGAUACUUCAUUGAACAAUUUGCAUGAAAAGAUCAGAAUCGACCGUUUGUUUGCUAUAUUUGAUUCAUUUUGAAAAUGAGAUAUUGAAAUGAAGGCUUUCCGUUUCAGUCCUUUCGCACAAGUAGGUCCUCACUACGUUUACUACUACACUGUGUUCUUCCAGAAACCAAAUUUGUUUAAGUGAAAAUUAGAAUACUUGAAGAAAGUAGUUUAAAAUUGAUGCUGAGAGUCACAGAAUAUUUGUGCAAGCCACGGACUGAACUGAAUCUCGAUAAAGACGAAAAACCUUCGUGUGAUUUUAUAUUAUACAAAUAAUAUUUUCGGUAAAGUUCAUUAAAAUGUAAUUAAAUUAUGUGAGAUAAUAUUAAUUUCUUAUAAUUUCAAUUUAUCCUAAAAUUAAUAUUGAUUUAGUGUAAAAUGAUAAAAUGAAGGCCAAUACAAUAACGAGUUGAAUCACAAAUAGUAUAAUUUCAUAAAUCUAUGAAAUGUGCUCUGAUUACUUUGUAAAAAACUCAGAAAUGAAUAACACUUAGAAAAGAGAAGAAACCUUGUGUCGGGAAUUAAGCAAAUAUCUUAAUUUAGCGAAUUGAUGACGACAAACUUUCAGAAAGAAAAUGGAAUAAAUCGUGACGAGUAAUUAAUUAAGUAAAAAGAAAUACAAUAGCAACUAAACACAACUUACGCCUAAGUUAGAAGGAAGUCGUACGACCGAAUAACGAACAUUAGUUUUACAUAUUUUCCUUUGUUUUUACGAGUAUGCAAGUAUGAAAGAGUGGCCGAGUUAGUGCUGAAUAUUACUGUGAAUCUGUGAGCGAAUGGGUGCGCGCGCGAAAGAGGAUUUAGCAUGUAAAGUCAUAAAACUGAGAAAAAAAAACAAAAUAUUAACAAAAAGUUAUUCUAAUACUGAAAACGAGGAAAAAAA
Hermetia illucens (black soldier fly) is the source of this 3793-nucleotide messenger RNA. RefSeq names its product protein gustavus (gene gus). Lineage: Eukaryota; Metazoa; Arthropoda; Insecta; Diptera; Stratiomyidae. Gene Ontology annotation, cellular component: SCF ubiquitin ligase complex. The record is from RefSeq and is a predicted model, not a curated record. The transcript is spliced from 7 exons. Bases 1632 to 2474 code for a protein of 280 amino acids. Gene Ontology annotation, biological process: proteasome-mediated ubiquitin-dependent protein catabolic process; intracellular signal transduction. Gene Ontology annotation, molecular function: protein binding.